UUACCUAACUUGCUAAAACCCUUGCAAACUGUGUUAGCUGAUAAACCCUAAUUCAAAUUCUUGAUUUUUUUUUAAAAAUUUAGUAACUUUUUUCUCUGCGAUUAGUAAUGGUGAAGAAUAAAGCUCAAUCCAAAAAGCAGCAAAAAAGGGGUGUUGAUUUCAAAAAAAUAAGAAGGAAGAUUGGAAGAAAAUUGCCUCCUGCACAGAAUGCCACCAACACUGAAAUCAAAUCAAAAGCAAUCAUUCUACCUGAGCAAAGUAUAGCUUCGGAGAAGGCUGGUUUAGCUGUGAGCAAGAAAGGUUUAACCUUGAAAGAGCUUCUUCAGCAAACAAGUCAUCACAAUGCGAAAGUUCGUAAAGAUGCAUUAAUCGGAAUUAGAGACGUUCUUCUUAAAUUCCCAUCUGAGUUGAAACUGCAUAAGCUUGCUGUUAUUGAGAAACUGAGGGAACGUAUCAGUGAUGAUGAUAAGUUGGUCCGUGAAGCACUAUAUCAACUUCUCAAAUCAGUUAUUUUUCCUGGCUGUAAAGAGGAUAAUAAGGGGCCAAUUAAUUCCUUGAUGAUGACAUAUAUAUUUAAUGCAAUGACACACAUGGCUAUUGAAGUGCGGUUGAUGGCUUUCAAAUUUUUUGACCUCUUGAUCCAGUAUUUUCCAUCUUGCUUUUUGCUGUAUGCUGAAAAGAUUCUCCAGAACUAUGAGGACAUUCUGCAGAAGAACAAAUUUUACUUGCAAGACAAGGGGAGGCUAAAGAACGCUCUUGCUGGGUUGGUUCGCUGCUUGUCUCUGUUACCGUGUAGUAAUCAAGGAGAAUGCGACUCCUUAAGUUACAAUGAUGCAACCCGGGCUAGCUUGCAUGCUUUUGACCUUGAUCUCUCUGAUAAAUCUACCGAUCUUUCUGGUGUUGUCAACAAAUUGACAGAUCUCUUACCCGUUCUAGUUAGCUGCUUCCAGGACUUUAGUCCAUUAAUCCACUCCAUGGCCCAUGUCGAUGUGCAAUCCUUCGAUUGUAUGUCGUUUUUACUUCAAAGCAUUGAUCUUGUGGUCAGGUUCUUUGUUCAUGCAUCUGGCAAUAAUCAACACGACUUCCAAAAUCUGGCACCUGCUUACAAGAAAAAGAACCUUAGUAUAUCGCACCAAAGUAUAUCAGCAGUGACUUUAAAAAAGUUAUGGGAUGAGUUUCCUUUAAGUUCGAAUCAUUGCUUGUCAGAGAAGGACGGUGACCGAUAUUUCAUGCUGAAUAUUGUAAUUACAGAAAUAUUUUUGCAUCUAAGUUAUGGGUCCAAAUUAUCACCUGGGUUGCUGGAAAGAUUUCUGGAGUUCAUUGAGAGUUCUCUAUCUGAAAAGAUUCACGAUGGCAGAGAGGCUGGUAAAGUACAUCAUGAGAAGCAUUUAAUUUCACUGGUUGCUUUUAUCCCAAAACUCAUUAUGCAAGUGUCUGUUGCUUGGAAGUCACGUAUCCUUCAGGCUUUUACGAGAGUUUUUGAGAAUUGCAGUGCAGAGUCCUCAAUGAAAUUGGCUUGCCUUUCUGUUGUUGAAGAAAUGCUACUUCCUGAGCAGAAUUGCCUUUAUCUGGAUCCCAAAGAUCUUGAAAUAUUAAAUCAUAGUACAUGGAUACGGGAGCUUCCAAAGCUGUUAGUCCUCUUAGGUGAUAAACACCCAUUACAUUCAAAGGCUGUGUUACGUCUUCAGCUUCGUGUUGGACAAACUGCUAAUUUAAACAUGACACCGGCAAAAGAAUAUGAAAAUAUGCAGUACUUUAUAAGAGCUUUUUACUGCACCUACUCCAAUGAAACUGUAAGCUAUGGUCCAUUCAUGAGGCUUCCUAGAGAUAUUCAGGAGCUCUCUGUAUGCUGCCUGUAUUACUUCCCUUUCUUGGACAAGGUGAUACUCCAGUCUUUAGCCUCAUGCUGCAUAUGUCACGAGUUGGAACCAUUUAUCCUUUUCCGAGUCAUGGAAGUUCUACACUCAGCCUACAAGGCUGGCCAUAUCCAGAUUGCAGAUUACAUUAGCUUCUUCAUCACAUUGCUUUCACGCUUUCAAGUUUAUCCUGAGAAAAUUGAUCCUAUGGAGAAGCACGAAGGGAAGUCAAAUCGUGGAACAUUCAACGCAGUUGUUAGGGCUGUUUGUUCUUGGUUGUCGCAGAUAGGGGAUGAUGUGCUCGUUUUGCAGAUGCUGGAGAAAAUUGUUCUUGAUGAGAUAUCUCAGAAACGACCAGUAGACAACAUUUAUGGUUUUAUAAGAUUGCUUAUCACACUAGACUCAAAACCUACUCGACUUUCUGAACAAACUAUCAAUAGACUAAGCGAGGUCCUUCCGGAGUACUUCUUAGAUGUUGUGAAUAACAUUCCAGAGGAAGAUGACGAGACUACUAAAUUUUUGAUUCGACAGACAAGGGAUUAUUACCUCCUUCCGUGUUUUUUCCUAUUUGAUAGGAGCAACAUGCUGUUAAAUCAGAUAUUGGAAGUGAUGGGAUCAUUUAUCAGGGGAAAUGUGCCUCAUCCGAAAGGUGCCUUGGCAAAGGAUCAUUCAAGCAGAAUUCUUUCUGUAGUCUCUGUUCUCUUACUUGUGCUUGGAGAUAUUAAAAUGCAGAAACUUCUUUUAUCAUGCAAGACACCGAUUAGAAAUAUAUUAGAAAGCAUGCACAGACUCGAGUCUUCUGAGGAUAUUACAAUGACAAUUGAAGAAAGACACAAAAUCCGAAGUGCUUAUGACAUACUUAAUGCAGCCGUUAGCACAUUGGAAUACGACUAACCUGGAAUAGUGUAUCUGAGGGAUGUUUGUGCUUUAUGAAGUGAUACAAUUUGCAGUACAAGAUGAAUGAUUCAAUCCCAAUGAUCAUUCAUUGACAUUUUACCAUCUGCAGACUCGAUGUAGUUCGUGGUAAAGAAAGAGGAUCGAGAAUGCAAUCGUCAUCUAAUUAUCUUUGAUGACACCAGUUGAGCGGGUAAGUAGGACUUUUGUUGAGCCUCAUCGAUCACAGUAACAAAAACGUAGAGUUUCUGCUCAACCUCCUCGAUCAGUGCGAUGGUUACAUUCAAUUAUGACCAUUGAAUUGAAAUUGUAAUGGCCUAUGGUUUAAACAUUCAGUUACAACCAUUGAAAUCACAUUAUAAUUAUUGUCUGAGGUAUAUAUAUUCUUAUUGCAUAUUUAAUGUAUCUUUAUAUGAAUUUAGCAGAAUGACAUGGGAAACCUUAUAUUUGACUCUGGUUGUAAGUUGGACUCUUAUACUUACAACUUAGUCAAUGAAACCAUUUAACGAACUGAAACACAAUAUACUAAACUAGUUCCUCA
Molecule: messenger RNA, 3291 nt
Organism: Solanum pennellii
Lineage: Eukaryota; Viridiplantae; Streptophyta; Magnoliopsida; Solanales; Solanaceae
Product: testis-expressed protein 10 homolog
Exons: 20
Coding region: 108-2750 (880 amino acids)
Cellular component (GO): nucleus
Source: RefSeq, a predicted model, not a curated record